Lycium ferocissimum is the source of this 638-nucleotide messenger RNA. RefSeq names its product protein SENESCENCE-ASSOCIATED GENE 21, mitochondrial-like. Lineage: Eukaryota; Viridiplantae; Streptophyta; Magnoliopsida; Solanales; Solanaceae. The transcript is spliced from 2 exons. The record is from RefSeq and is a predicted model, not a curated record. Bases 115 to 414 code for a protein of 99 amino acids.
CUAUAUAUAAUACAGAUUUCGUUUAACCUUCAACUCAACUUAAAAGACAUAUUGUUAAACUUACAAACUUAUACAUCCAUCUCAAUCUGUAACUUCUCAAAACUCUUCAUCAAUAUGCCUAGGGUUCCCUUCAGCAGCGUUCUCCUUCUCAAUCUCAGGAGAGGAUACACAGUAGCAGUGGAGAAUUUAAAAGAGCGGACUGUUGCUUGCAAUAGCAGCAAAGUGGCCAAGUCUUCGUCUUCAUCUUCUUCUUCGAGCAGUAUUGAGAAAGGUGUGGAAAAAGAGAUAUAUUGGAUGAGAGAUCCCAAAACUGGAAAUUGGAUACCAGAAACUCAUUUCAAUACCAUCGAUGCCGCGGAGUUACGAGACAAAUUUCUACCUACCAGUAGAAAAUUUACGAUGCCAAAUGCAUAGGGGUAGUAAUCAAAAUUAGAGGAUUAAAACUAAUUAUGUUACGAUGGCAAAGGUAUAGGCGUAGAAAAUUUACGAGACAAGUUUCUUUCACCGUGCAUGUAAGGUGUCUCCUACAGUGAUAUGUUGUAUAUCUAGCCUUAGCUUUCCUCCAACCUUUCUUGAAAUAAUACAGUGUUCCAAAUUCAUCAUUCAAUAAAUUCAACAUAGACUUUAAUGUUUCCAAA